GAGUACUUCUAGUAAUACUCUGGGUCACGUGCACUGGUAUGCAACCACUUCAUUGGGGAACGCGCGCGCGGCGCGUCAAGGUUCGGGGCUCCCGUAGCACCUGACAGUGGACCGCGUCUGGUGCACUGCCCGUGACAACAGCAAGCUCGCUCCGACAUCCAUCCUUCCCUUCACAGAGUCAUGGCAGGCCCGUCUCGAGCUCCCGAAAAGAGGCAAGCCUCGUUAACCAGCUUUUUUACCAUCAAUGGAUCAGGCAAAAAAAAGACAGCCUCAGCGGAACACAGCGAUAAAGACAAGGACAAGGACAAGAACGAGGACGAGCCAUCGCGGGGAACCGAAACAGAAAAGUCGGCAUCCCUGCCCAAGUCAAAGGCCACCCAGAAGCGACCUCUGCAGGACGACGCCGCUAACGGCAAUCGGGAACCAAGCCGCGCAGCAAAGCGCGCCAAGGCAGCUUUCGACGACGACGACUACGACGAGGAGGAGGUUUCGGAGGGGGGCUCAACCGCGUCCGCGGAUGCGUCCCCGAGUCGAGCCCCCGGGGCCGAAAGGCUGAACGGGUCGUCCCGGACCGGGCAAUACGCGUACAACGCCGGUCCCUCCGCCGCAGACUCCAUUGGCCCUGAUGUAGAUGACGACGACGCAGCGGCCCAGCGGAAAAAGGAGGAGUUGCAUAGGAAGUUUGUCAAAAAGCUCGGUCAUCCCGACAGCUUGUCACUCUUCCGGAGGCGGGAGUUCCAGGGCUCGGGCGAGUGCCCCGGGCGAGAUGGAGACGAGGAAGAGGAGGGCGGCGACGUUGAUGAUGACGAACCUGCUCCGACGGCCAAAGCUAAGAAGAAGGGCGCCAAGGCUGCUGGCAAGCUGACGCCCAUGGAGAUUCAGUUCCUCGAUAUCAAGAGGAAGCACAUGGACACCAUCCUCGUGGUCGAGGUCGGGUACAAGUUCCGCUUCUUUGGGGAGGACGCCCGCAUUGCUGCCAAGGAGCUGAGCAUCGUCUGCAUUCCUGGCAAGUUUAGAUAUGACGAGCAUCCGUCUGAAGCACACCUCGACCGCUUCGCCUCGGCCAGCAUACCUGUCCAUCGGCUGAAUGUCCACGUCAAACGCCUCGUCGCCGCCGGGCACAAAGUUGGCGUCGUCCGCCAGCUCGAGACCGCGGCACUCAAGAAGGCCGGCGAUAACCGAAACGCCCCAUUCGUGAGGAAGCUCACCAACGUUUACACCAAGGGGACCUACAUCGACGAGACGGGAGAGCUCGACCAACCAGGGGAAGGCACAGGUGCCCCCGCGGGUGGUUAUCUGCUCUGCCUGACCGAAUCACCCGCAAAGGGUUUGGGGGCAGAUGAGAAGGUUCACGUCGGCAUCGUCGCAGUCCAGCCAGCGACGGGCGACAUCGUCUACGAUGACUUUGAAGACGGCUUUAUGAGGCGCGAAAUAGAAACCCGGCUGCUGCACAUCUCACCAUGCGAGCUUCUCAUUGUCGGCGAGCUCUCGAAAGCUACCGAUAAGCUGGUUCGGCAUCUUUCUGGCAGCAGCACCAACGUCUUCGGAGACAGGACCCGCGUGGAGAGGAUCCCGAAGAGCAAGACCAUGGCUGCAGAAUCCUACUCACACGUCACCCAGUUCUAUGCGGGAAGAGCCAAGGACGGUGACAAGCGCUCGACCGCCAUUCUUGACAAGAUCCUGAAACUGCCCGAGUCGGUGACGAUAUGUUUAUCGGCCAUGAUCACUCACCUGACCGAGUACGGCCUGGAACAUAUCUUCAACCUGACCAAGUAUUUCCAGUCGUUCAGUACGCGGCAACACAUGCUGAUCAACGGUACUACCCUGGAAAGCCUGGAGGUUUACAGGAACGCGACCGACCAGUCUGAGAAGGGGAGCUUGCUCUGGGCGUUGGACAAGACGCGCACCCGUCCCGGCCGGAGACUGUUGAGGAAAUGGAUCGGCCGUCCGUUGCUGGACAGGGAAAGGCUUGAGGAGCGCGUCGCCGCCGUCGAAGAGCUGCUCGAGAACCAGUCCACCUGGAAGGUCGACAAGCUCAGCGGCCUCCUAAGCUCGAUCAAGGCCGAUCUCGAACGGAGUUUGAUCCGCAUUUACUACGGAAAAUGCACCCGCCCGGAGCUCCUCUCUACCCUGCAGACCCUCCAAAGGAUAUCCAUGGAGUUCUCAAGGGUGAAGACGCCAGCAGACACCGGCUUUAAGUCGCGCGUCCUCAGCGAGGCUAUCUGCUCUCUGCCGGGGAUAGGGACUAUCGUCAGUGGCUACCUUAACAAGAUCAAUCCCGAAGCUGCGAGGAAGGACGACAAGUACACUUUCUUUCGGGAAGGCGAGGAGACAGAGGAUAUUGAGACCCACAAGCUGGGCAUCGCCGCCGUCGAGGCGGACCUAGAUGCGCACCGCCAAGAUGCCGCCGCAAAACUGUCCAAGAAGACCCCCGUGACCUACGUCACCGUGGCCGGCAUCGAGUACUUGAUCGAGGUGUCCAAUACGGACCUGAAGCACGUUCCCGCUUCGUGGGUCAAAAUUAGCGGCACCAAGAAGCUCUCCCGAUUCCACACGCCCGAAGUAGUACGCCUGAUGAAUGAGCGGGACCAGCACAGGGAAGCCCUUGCCGCGGCUUGCGACGCGGCCUUCGCGGACCUGCUCAAGUCCAUCGCUGCCGAAUACCAGCCCCUCCGCGACGCCGUCUCCUCGCUCGCCACCCUCGACUGCCUCCUCUCGCUCGCCGACGUGGCCUCCCUGCCCGGCUACACCAAGCCCAGCUUCCUCCCGAGCACGAGUCCACCUACCAUUUCUAUCACAUCGGGUCGCCAUCCCAUCGCAGAACAUACCCUGCCGGACGGCUACAUCCCCUUCACCACCGCGCUGACCGCUCCCUGCCCACUCGCCCAGCUCAUCACGGGCCCCAACAUGGGCGGCAAGUCCAGCUACGUCCGCGCCGUGGCCCUGCUCGUGCUGCUCGCGCAGAUCGGCUCCUACGUGCCCGCCGACGCCAUGUCCCUGACCCUCACGGACGCAAUCUACACGCGCAUGGGCGCCCGCGACAACCUCUUCGCCGGCGAGAGCACCUUCAUGGUCGAGGUGUCCGAGACGGCCGCCAUCCUGCGCGGCGCCACGCCCCGCUCGCUCGUCAUCCUCGACGAGCUCGGCCGCGGCACCUCGACGCACGACGGCGCCGCCAUCGCCCACGCCGUCCUCGACUACGUCGUCCGCGAGACCCGCUGCCUCACCCUCUUCAUCACCCACUACCAGAGCCUGGCCCGCGUCGCCGAGGGGCUGGGCGGCGCCGUGCGGUGCGUGCACAUGCGGUUCGAAGCCGCAACCCGCAAGCACGGCACCGACGGCCGCAGCGGCGGCAGACGGGACGACCAACAAGACGACGCCGACGGAGAUGGAGGCGGAGACGGAGACGAGGAAAUCACCUUCCUGUACGAGGUCGCCGAAGGCGUGGCGCACCGGUCGUACGGGCUCAACGUGGCGCGCCUGGCGCGGAUUCCCCGGCGGGUGCUGGACGUGGCGGCGCGCAAGUCGCGCGAGAUGGAGGAGGGCGUCAAGGCGCGCCGGCUUCAGGGGGCGGUGCGGCUGCUCCAAGACGUGAUGCUCAAGGGGGCCGGUGACGACCAUGACGGUGGUGAUGGUGAACAAGAGUCACAGCUGGACCAGCUGGUGUCCAGUAUCGAGCAGCUGUAGGCUGCCUUGUUCCGCUUGAGUUGCGCUGCCGAGAUUGGCAGACAGAGAGGCGGCCACUUUUGGUCCGUGUAACGAUAUUCCUGUGUAGUUUAGUGUUCUUCUGCCCGGUCGAUGCUACCUAGGCAUCAUGACAUGGACGAUAUGGUCGGAAAUUUAGAUUCCUUUGUGCACGUCAAAAGUGUCUUGGCCCCUGCAACAUGC
Thermothelomyces thermophilus ATCC 42464 is the source of this 3888-nucleotide messenger RNA. RefSeq lists its product as uncharacterized. Gene Ontology annotation, cellular component: nucleus. NCBI's taxonomy places the organism in Eukaryota, Fungi, Ascomycota, Sordariomycetes, Sordariales, Chaetomiaceae. The record is from RefSeq and is a predicted model, not a curated record. Gene Ontology annotation, molecular function: mismatched DNA binding; ATP binding; ATP-dependent DNA damage sensor activity. The transcript has 2 exons. The coding region runs from base 181 to 3687 and encodes 1168 amino acids. Gene Ontology annotation, biological process: mitotic recombination; mismatch repair.